GUACAAACGCCUUGCUGCCUCUUCUUUCGCGCAAUAUGGAUUUCGCAUCCAUGUGGGACAAGUAUCUUGUUCAACUUGUUCUGCGGCGGAACCCAGUUGCGCCGACCAAAGAUGGCCGCCAAAUACCAUUGUGUCUCAGCUCCGUUGAGCCAGACACUCUGGUGGAUGAAAGGCGUAGACGUCCUUACAUCUCGAAUGCGAUUAGAACGACAACGUAUACCAUCUGGGACUUUUUGCCACGUCAGCUAGUUUAUCAAUUCACCCGUUUGGCCAACAGCUAUCUCUUGAUUGUGGCUAUCCUGCAAGUCAUUCCUGGUCUCAGCACUACAGGCAGCUUCACCACUCUGAUCCCGCUGGUCAUCUUCGUCACCAUGAUCAUCACCAAGGAGGGCUAUUAUGACUGGAAGCGGCAUCGACAAGACGUGGCCGAAAAUAACCGCCUCGCGACAGUCCUGCGCAGCUCAACAUCUCAAGGCCACAGGGCCAAACUGCAAUGGGUUGCCACAAAAUGGCAAGACUUCAGAGUUGGAGAGGUCAUAAAGCUCUCCAGUGGCGAUGAAGUACCGGCUGAUAUUGUGCUAUUGCAUGCGACGGGCGACAGAGGGCUUGCAUUCGUGGAGACAAUGGCCUUGGAUGGCGAAACGAAUCUCAAAGCGAAGAGAACCCCAACCAACCUUGGUGACUGCGACACUAUCGACAAUAUAACACAACGCGACGUCAUGUUUAGCAUCGAGGAUCCGAACCCAGACCUAUAUCGAUUCGACAGCAAACUGACUUCGCAAAGCCGCACGCUGCCGCUGACUCUUAAUGAGGCCAUCUAUCGAGGAUCGGUAAUCCGCAAUACGCCUGAAGCCAUUGGCAUCGUUGUCAACACAGGCGAGGAAUGCAAGGUUCGCAUGAACUCCAAGGUCAAAGCCGAAAGCAAAAAGCCAAGGCUUGAGCAGAUGACGAACUUUAUCGUCGCCACGCUCAUCUUUUUCAUUAUCCUUCUUUCGAGCUUGGCCACGGUUGCAUAUAUAAUCUGGAAAGGUCAGUCUGAAAGCAGGGCAUGGUAUUUGUUCGACUCUACGGUUCCCAUGGUCCAGAUUUUCUUUGGAUUCGUCAUCAUGUUCAAUAAUGUCAUUCCUUUGUCCCUGUAUGUCGGCUUGGAGGGCAUCAAAAUCGGUCAGAUGACAAUGAUUUACAACGAUGUCCAACUGCACGACGAAAAGUCCGAUACUCCUGCGCGGGUCAAUACGACCAACAACUUAGAUGAUCUCGGACAGAUUGGUUACCUGUUCACAGAUAAAACCGGCACUCUUACUGAUAACAUUAUGAAUUUUCACAAACUGAGUGUUGCAGGGGCCAGCUGGUUGCAUAAAAACUGUCUCGCCCCAGGCAAGAACUCAUUGCAGGGCUUGAGCGGCGACGUUGGAGAAUUCACGACUCGAAAUCUGCUAGAGUAUGUACACUCGGAGACCCAUGGUCGUCUUGCAGCCAGUGUCAAACAAUUCCUCCUUGUUAUAGCACUCUGCCAUACCUGCCUCCCUGUUUCCGGCGAGAGCGGCGAGACUGAAUUCCAAGCGUCAUCGCCAGAUGAACUGGCACUUUUCAGCAGCAAGCGUAAGCGAAUGUCCAUCAUUUUGAGAUGCCCAAACGGGACAAAUUGGUUGGUUUGCAAGGGUGCUGACUCGGCCAUCCUCCCGCGGCUUCCAAUGGCUCCUCGCGAUAUGGUGAAUGACUUGGCAAAACAGUCUUACCCAUCCAGAGAGACCACCAAGCACUCACCCAUCAUUCGCGGUCAUUGGAGAUCCGCGCCGUCUGAUCAGUCCGAAAGUCCUGCAAAUGAUCAAGAUUCCGCAACCAGCAUACCCUUUGAAGAGGAUAUGAUCCCUUUGCGUGAUAACAUGAGACAAGCUGGCAAAUCUGAUGUAUGCGACAACCAAAACUUUCAUACCAUUAUUGGAACAACCGCCGCUACCGAAGAUGAGGAAACAAAUUGUAUCCGCCAGUCUUUUGGCCAUAUGAAUCGAUACGCUACCGAGGGACUACGCACACUCGUCUACGCAGGGCGGACAGUGUCAGAGCGCGAGUACCUUGCAUGGAAACGACUGUACCACAAAGCAGAAACAGAUCUCCAAAACCGCCGAGAGCGCAUGGAGGAGGUUGGCGAGAUGAUGGAGAAAUCUCUUCAUUUUCUUGGGAUAACAGCUGUAGAGGAUAAGCUCCAACAAGAGGUUCCAGAGACGAUCGAGAAACUUCGUCGGGCGCGGGUCAAGAUUUGGAUGUUGACGGGUGACAAGAGGGAAACAGCCAUCAGCAUCGCUCACUCGGCUCGGAUCUGCGGCCCUGACACGUCGCUAUACUUCUUGGACGUGGCAGCCGGAGAUCUCGAGUUUCAGUUAAACAGCAUUUCGGACUACAUCUUGUGUAGUGCAAAUCCCGCAUCACAUUCUGCUGUGGUUGUUGACGGCGCCACACUGACAGCGAUAGAAGAGGAUCCAGACAGCCGAGUGCGCCACCUCUUUUACCAACUUGCUCCUAAUAUUGGAUCUGUUAUCUGCUGCCGAGCAUCGCCUUCUCAGAAAGCACUUCUUGUGCGUGUUAUUGGCGAUGAUCCUCUGGCCAAAAUCAAGAGAGGCCGCUGGUCUUGCUUAUGGUCUUGGCGGAAGUCACACCGACCUCUUACCUUGGCCAUUGGCGAUGGUGCCAACGAUGUGCCCAUGAUCUUGACUGCCAGCGUGGGUGUGGGAAUAUCUGGUCGCGAGGGCCAGCAAGCUGCCCGAGUCGCUGAUUUCAGCAUAUCACAAUUCCGGUUUCUAGCUCGCCUUAUGCUUGUUCACGGCCGUUGGAACUACCAUCGCACCACGCGCUUUAUCCUGGUCACGUUCUGGAAGGAAGUCCUCUUUUACUUCCCCCAAGCCAUUUUUCAAGGUGAGGCUGGAUCGACCGGCACCAGUCUCUACCACUCGCAGGCCCUGAUGUUUACCAGCUACUUGACGGCGGCAGCCAUACUCGUCAUAGGCAUGUACGAGCAAGACUUGAAGGCAAACACGCUUCUGGCCAUUCCUCAACUGUACGCUUAUGGGCAGAACGGGGAAGGUCUGACAUCGCUUGUCUAUCUUGGUUGGAUGAGCAAUGCUCUGACUGCUGGUUUCAUCAUCUUCGCUGUAUGUUGGGCUGCCUAUAGUGGAGGCGUCCCAGCAGUCUACGACAAUGGGCUCUACGCUCAAGGUACCCUGGUUUUUGCAUGCUGUAUGAUCUGGACCAACUACAAAGUCUUGAUUCUUGAGAUGCAUCACAAGACAAAAAUAGCCCUGUGGUCUGCCUCUGUCAGUAUUCUGGCCGUGUGGCUGUAUAUAGUCAUUACAGGGCUCGUAGCUGGGUAUGAAUCGGGCCCAUACGCUAUUACAGGGGGUAUCAUUGAAGAGUAUGGGCGCGAUCCGUCAUGGUGGCUUGCGCUUCUGUACACCCUGGGCCUUCUGACUGCUGCCGAGUGGGCACACAAAUCUUUCAGGCAGAAUGCAAUGGUACGGGACUUUGUCGGACGUUGCUGCUCUUGGUUUGGGGUCGCUAGCGAUUCUAAAGAGGGUGUUCGUGAAGGCUUCAAAGCCUGGGAUACUCGCCUGUGGCAAGAGAUUGAGAAGGAUAAAGGUGUCAGGGCUCACUUCCGCAGUCUGGACAUGAUACGGAAAAGUCGUGCUUCGGGU
Messenger RNA from Clonostachys rhizophaga, 3689 nucleotides. NCBI's taxonomy places the organism in Eukaryota, Fungi, Ascomycota, Sordariomycetes, Hypocreales, Bionectriaceae. The record is from the annotation of a GenBank genome assembly.